This is a messenger RNA of Larimichthys crocea (large yellow croaker), 1778 nucleotides long. RefSeq names its product RNA polymerase I subunit G (gene polr1g). Gene Ontology annotation, molecular function: RNA binding. Gene Ontology annotation, cellular component: RNA polymerase I complex. NCBI's taxonomy places the organism in Eukaryota, Metazoa, Chordata, Actinopteri, Sciaenidae. Gene Ontology annotation, biological process: transcription by RNA polymerase I. The transcript has 3 exons. Bases 126 to 1184 code for a protein of 352 amino acids. The record is from RefSeq and is a predicted model, not a curated record.
ACGGAAGUGACGUCAUCAACGGUCAGAGUUCGCUCGGUGUCAACACAUGUUCGUCCCCCUCGUAGCCGCGUGCGUCCGAGGCAGCAAACUGUGGAUUUAAAGUCGUUUUUUUAAAAUAAAAUAAAAUGCCAAAAGAUAUUUCAUCGUCGAGUGAAGACGAAGCGGACAGGCCGCCCGUAAAAUCAGCUUUAAAGCAGAAAGAAAGCGGUGGAGGUGCGUCGUCUGCGGCCACAGCUCAGAAGCCCUCUAGGUUCCAGUGUCCUGCUGACUUUGUGUCUUUCUGCCAUAAACCCUGCAGCAGCACUCUCACAGAGAGUCUGAAGAGCAACAAGAACGAGUUAUGGCUCAUUAAAGCUCCUGCCAGCUUCAACCCAGAAUGUUUCAGUGGGAUCAAGGUGCCCCUCUCGGGUCUGCAGACCCUGAAGGUUCCCGCCGCGGCAGGUGGAGUCAAGACCGGGAGUGGUCAGCAGAUCUACAGCGUCCUCGCGUCCACUCACGUCACCUCAGAGCUCUGCCUGCUCACCAGUGACAAGGAGUCGUCCAGUGGCGUGGUUUUUGGUCCCACUUUUUCAGGCCUGCUAAAUGUGUGUGAGAGCUAUGGAGACAGCAGCGCCAACCAAGCCCCUCAGGUCAUCCCCGCUGAUCCAGCUCCCUCCAUACCGCCCGGGCUGAAACAGCGAUUCCACCCCUUCGGUAGUAAGACCCCCACGCUGACCUGCGUGGCAGAGACUCAGACAGAUGGAGCUGCCAUCGGACCCUCCUCUGCAACUCCCCGCUCCCUGCCAGGCAAGCGACUGAUAGGAGAAACAAAGCAGGAGGACGAGGAUGAGGAGGAGGAGGAAGGGAGGAAAAAGAAGAAGAAGAAAAAGAAAGAGAAGCGAAUAAAGACGGAGCAGGAAGAGGAGUCGACAGUGGAGGUGAGGGUGAAAGAGGAGCCUGUAACUGAAAUUCAGGACCAAGCCAUGGUGGAGGAGGGCGGCGUUUUGGAGGAGAAGAGGAAGAAGAAGAGGAAAAAGAAGGACAGAGAGCGAGAGGAGGUGGAGGAGGGUGUGGAGAACUGUGUGAAGGUGGAGGAGGUAACGGUGAAAUGUGAACCAACAGACACUUUACACGGCGACGUCGCGGAGGACUCCGCGAAAAAGAAGAAGAAAAAGAAGAAGAAAAGCAAAACUGAUGACGACUAAUCAUCUGUCGUCACUCUGCUGUUUUUUCGUUUUGUUUCUGACCUCCGCUUUGAACCCGUCUGAGAGCCAGAGAGCUUCUAAUUUACUCCAGCCUGUUGGCAGAUUGCAUAAUGAAAGCGUUGGCAGGACAUUGCAUUCAGAAAAAAAAAAAAAAACACAUCCUGAAUCAAUUGAACAGUGACAUGAAUUAUAAAGUGGAUUCCUCCCAGCUCCUUUAAGGCCAAUGUUCCAAUCAUCCUGAGCGCCCAAAGUGACAUUUUUACACACAGAGCGUGUGUGUGCGGCCGACACGACCAACACGAGUGUACAGAUGAGGGAAUUUCUGCUUUUCUGCCAGUGUCUGUCAAGAUUUUUAUUGGAUUAUGCUCGCACUGCGUUGCCGUUGUUUGUGUAUAUAUAUUUACACAACCAGGCCGGUGACGUCACAGGUUUGGCAGCAGGUCCAGAAAAGGUGAUACAAAGACAGAAUAAUGGUUCAUUGUCACGUAACAUUGUUUUUUUUUUCUUUAAGGACGCGAGUCACAUGUAUGGAGGAAACGAUUUGUCUGCAGGAAAACAUGUUAUAAAAUAAACUCCAAGAGCGAUUAAAGGAAA